CUGAGGCUUGUUUCUGUUUCCUUUCUCGUCCUUUUCCCUUCAAUGAGUCGGCAGUUGUCAGUUCCCCAUGUGGUGCAGCGGUUCUUCAAUCCUGCUCUCUCCUCCUCCACCACGGAGGAGGACGAUGACACAGUCACCAACGAGAUGGUUCAGGGGGUGCUGGCGGACCACCAGGACACCAAGCAGCAGCUCCUCGCCACACAGAAGCAGCUGAUUGACGAGCUGACGAGAGAGAGGGACGAUUGGAAGAGGCGCUGUGAACGUGCCGAGGCGAAGCUGACCGAGUUCCAGGCACGUUGCGGCUACUUUGGGGCUCAUCAGGAUAGUGUGCUGACUGUACUGAGCGCGAGAGAUCACGCGCAGCUGAUCGAGUGGCUCGGCGGCGACAGGACGCUCGUCCAGCUAUACAAGUAAGGCACACCAGCACCGCGAUGUCCAGGCGGUGUUUCUUCAUCAACCGUUCUCUCCCUUUGUGUGUGUACUUGUUUCUUUCUCAGGGCCACGCGUGAUGGUGGGAUGUAUGGGAGCCUGCUGGACAGAGUGGGCGGUGCGCGUGGCCUCCUGUUCAUCAUCCGCGUCGGGUCACUUCGAUUCGGUGCCUAUAUGAGCGGAGGCAUCGACGUGCCCGACACCAAUCGCCCUUGCGACGUAUGGUUCUUUUCCCUCACUGGCCAUGAUUUCAGCGGCCCCACAAAGAUCCCUUUGCGGCACAAAAACAAUCAGAUGGUCAGUAUCGCCGCUAGGGAUGGAGCACUCGAGAGCAGAACCGGUGAAAACAAGGCCAGAAUGUGCAUUGGUGGUGGGGGGAUUCUGUGGCUGGGGUAUGGCGAUAAUGAUGCCCCUGCUGCGGACAUUCGAAGGAUUCAACACUGGGUGCACAAGGAUGAUGUGCCAGCGGGUUAUACAGGGAUGCGGGCUGCCGUCGCUGAGAUAUCGAGCUCCCAAUGCGGCUUCCUGGGCAGCAACGAGCUCUUCACUGCUGAAGAGCUGGAAGUGUGGCAUGUGGUUAGACUACAUUUUGAGAGUGAAUAGGCUUGUUUCUCUCUGCGUGCAUCGGUCCGCGUUCGUCUGAGUGCUUCUGCACUGUGUCAGUUUUGUUAUUUAUACCGUGACGUGUUGACAGUGACGAGAUUAC
Molecule: messenger RNA, 1135 nt
Organism: Vitrella brassicaformis
Lineage: Eukaryota; Vitrellaceae
Source: the annotation of a GenBank genome assembly